GAAAUUGAUCGCAUCAAUUUUACUUAAUUUUUAACUUUGUUUUGAAUGUGUUUUGCGCAAAAGCAUUUCCAACGUUCAGAUUUAGCUCAUUUUAUGUACAACACAAGUAUUCCACCAAAAUAGAAUCGAAAAUGCAUUUUGGAAGAUUAUCAAGUAUUUCUUGGAUGAAAAAAUGGUUGCUAGUUAUCGUGCUGUUUAGUGUGAUUACGUCGUUGUGGGCCCAACCAGUGAAAGUGAAGGAUGGCAUCAGUGGAUUUGGUCUGAGGAAAACAUGCGGACGCGAUUUGGUAGCAAGAGUUGAUCGGAUAUGUCAAAGUCGUGGCGGCCAUAUGACAUACACAGACACUUCUCGUCGAUCUCGUCGAAUUCGUCGUGGCAUCGUUGCCGAAUGCUGUACAAAUAAAUGUGCUGAUCAUCAUCUGUACGCAUACUGUUCGAAUGACAAAUAUAAUACUAAAUCAAGUGAAUCGAUCGAAUCACCCGCUUGGCCGAAUGACAUUUUGGAAGUGGCCGAUUCUCAAGUAAAGCCAAUUUUACAAGAGGUUAAUUCUGGAAUGAAUGCAGAAAUGAUUACCGAAUCGCUGCCGCUUAGUGAUGGUGAAGUUACCUCAGAAAAUCCAAGAUACCAUGAUGUUUUAGUGAAUGGCAAUGUUGACACAAAACUUGUCGAUCGUAUUAUAAAAACAUUGCCACGUAAUUUUAACGAGUAUCAAGUUGGAACCGUUCCCCCAGAAUACCAAUUACCUGUCUCGGUAAAAAUGUCUCGUUAUAUACCAUCACGAGUUCGCAUCAACUCAAAUUAUUAUUGAGAAAAAAAACGGAUAAUUAAAUCGCUGCCUCAUUCAUAUUUUGCGUGAUUCAAUCCAUCUUCAUCGAGUAAAAGGCUGUGUGUGUGUUUGCUAACAUACCAAGCACCGAAAUCACUUUCAUUCUUCGAACAUACCCAAGUUUUGUGAUAUUCAUUUUAAGUUACAUUCUCUUUAUUUAAAUCCAUUAUUUACGUGAUAUUUAUUGAUAAGAAUAAAGCAGAGACAAAUUGAAAUAAACAUUUAAUGGACCAUCGAUCAAAGAAGUAAUAAUCUAGUCGCUCGUCAUUGCAUAGAAAAACAAAUUCCACUCAUUUAUUAUCAAAUUGAACGAAAAACAUUCAGAAGCUGUUUCGUUCUUUUGAAGCAGCCAAUCUCUGCCACGAUUCAAUUUUAAAGAAAAAAAAAUGUUCUCAAAUUCGCCAAAUGCGCUCAAGUUAUUACAUUAUAAUUGAUCGCACGUAAAUACCAUGUAAAAUAUAGACUUAAU
Contarinia nasturtii (swede midge) is the source of this 1296-nucleotide messenger RNA. RefSeq lists its product as uncharacterized. Gene Ontology annotation, molecular function: hormone activity. Gene Ontology annotation, cellular component: extracellular region. Bases 132 to 809 code for a protein of 225 amino acids. The transcript has 2 exons. The record is from RefSeq and is a predicted model, not a curated record. NCBI's taxonomy places the organism in Eukaryota, Metazoa, Arthropoda, Insecta, Diptera, Cecidomyiidae.